AAAGAACAAGAACGACCGAGGAUACCGACCUAUUUGAAUUUUCAGAGUAAUUAUAUAUGUUCCAGGGCGCGGGGCGACGGCAUGAGCGGGGGGGCCGGGCGCCCUGGACCCCUUUUUCAGGCGUCUGCGGGGGGGGAGAGGCCUCAAAAGGGGGCCCAGUGACCUGUCCCCUCCGCUCCCUUCCAGCUGCCUGGCUGUUCCCUAGAUGCCUCCGAUGGUGGUGGGAGGCUUCAAAAGGGGCCCAAGGGACCGCCUGCGCCCCCGUCCAGGUGCCUGCUUGUGCCCGAAGUGCAUCCGUUAGGCUUCGCCGCCGCAGCCGUGCCGCGUGUGCCCUCCGGGUCCUUGGUCAUCGGCUUCCUUGCUCUUGCGACCGUGGCCGCCAUCGGCGGCCUUUUACCCCGGAGACCUCCCGCCUGCGAGGCCUUUCACCACUAGAAUCCGCCAAAAGUCCGUCUUUGGUGGCGCGCGCGCCACCACAGACCAGACCACAUGGGGGGGGAGGGGGGGCGUCCGGCCCUGCGUCAUAUAUAUGCGCAAUUUUGAUCAUUUUGAAUUUCAAACAGGAAAUGGCGGCUGCAUCGUCAUCAUCCACGCGCGUUUUUCCAGCUGCCCUGAACGUAGCAGCAGGUCUUGCUGGAUGCGAAGCAGGACCAGGAGAUGCGCGAACCGCUUCCGCCCCAUCCUCUUCCGCCUGCGCGGCGUCCGUUUUUCGAAAAAGGUGGGGAGAACGUCGCCGGCUCGUCAGUGGGAGAUGUGGUCCACGACUUCCUUUUGAGAUUAAGAACACGCGUAUUUUUGGCAGAGGAGGAGGUGGUCUUCUCGGUGGAGGAACUCGAAGUAGCGCUUCAGGCUGUGGCUAUCAUGCUUCGCAUGUUGUCUUGUGCGAAAGUGCUGCAGCUGCACAAGAAGAUGGAGGCGUGAAGUACUUUCGGCGGGCGGAGAUCGAGAAGCACAACUCAGUAGAAAAAGGUGUGUGGGUGACAUAUGGGGAUGGCGUCUACGACAUAACCGGGUAUUUGCGAAGCCAUCCAGGAGGACCGCACAAAGUCAUGCAGGCGGCAGGGAAGGCUAUUGAUCCGUACUGGAGGGUGUAUCAACAGCACUUUCGAACCGGCGAAUCGUUAGAGCUGCUCGAAAUGAUGAAAAUCGGUGAAGUGCACCCAGACGAGCCAGAAAUCGAAUAUGACGACGUACGUACUUCCUUUUUUGGACAGACUGAUCGUGAAGAUGCCCGCUUCUGCUUGUUGACUUGUUGAUCUUCGCGGAUACUAAUACUCUUGACCCAGUCAUCUUCUACCUCUUAGUUUCGGAAAGACAACCACUACAACUUAAACAUCAAGUGUGUUUUCUCGAGUGCAUUUUGAAGCCGUUCUUCGCCUUUCGUUAGGUCGAUCCCUACGACGCAGAUCCGGAUCCGCGCAGUCCGGCGUUGAUCUAUCACAAUAUGAAAGCCUGCAACGCCGAACUGCCGAGACAUCUGCAGAUGGACAGGUGGCUUACGCCAGAUGAGCUGUGGUUCAUUCGCCAUCAUCACCCAGUUCCAGUAACAGACAAGGUGGAAACGUACAAACUGGAACUAGAAACGCCAUCGGGCCUGAAUUCGAAAUUGUCUCUAGAUUAAGGCCUUGCUUAAUCCAUCUCUUACUUUAUCUGUGACCUGCCUUCAAGGAAGUAGAAAAAGGGACACAGAUGGGAACGAAAAAGAUGGAUCGCAGUGGGUUGGUUCUAACUAGAGGCGCUAAAGAAAAGCUUUGAGGUGGAAACUAUUCCAGUGACAGUGCAGUGCGGUGGCAACCGCAGGUCGCAGAUGAAUAGGGUGGAGAAAACUAGCGGUAUCGAGUGGGGUACAGGUGGCAUAUCGACUGGCGCAUUCACUGGAGUUCGGCUGUGCGACGUCCUAAAAACCAUGGGCCUGUCCGACGCGAGAGCAUGCGCAGAACAAAACGUGAAACACAUCGUCUUUCAUGCGAAAGUAUUUCGUAUUAUGGGUCUUUUGCUUUUCUUGUUCCCACUCAAACUUGACUACUUGGAGAAGGGGAAGACGAUCAUGCUAGACCUAACUGAAAUGAUAAUCAUAAAUGUCCUUGCAGAAGCAAGUCAAGAUGACGAAUUUUGAUGGUGGGAUCCUUAGCCGUCGCAGGGUAAAAAUGUCAACAUCAGCGCUAUCAUCGAACAAUAUGAAUAUCCUUCUUUUUUAUGAACACACCGCCAGGACGACAUGUCGGCUUCAAUUCCGAUAGAACACGCUUUGGAUCCCUUCGGAGAGGUGCUGCUAGCCUGGGAUAUGAAUGGGAAGCCAUUAUCGCGAGAGCAUGGCUCUCCGUUACGGCUCAUUGUGCCAGGAGUUGUCGGGGUGCGACACGUAAAGUGGCUCACAAAAAUCGAAGGAAGCGCGGAGGAAGCACACGGACCGUGGCAGAGAGGUAGUUCCUCUAUAUAAUUGUUGAAAUCAUGAUGCUGGAAGCCCAGUGGACUCGUAAUGUUGAUGAUCUUUCAUCUGUAAAUACAAAAGUGUUUAGGGAGGUGCAACGAUGUGACAACCGCUAUCAGCACGACCCUGACAGCUGUUCCGGCGAUCGAGGCUGAACCUCGACUCUAUUCCUCACAGGUAUCAAUUACAAGGGAUUUCCGCCGUCUUUGAAGGAUUUCAAGAAUGCUGACCCUGAGAAGGUACUCAGUAUGCAGAAAGUACCGGUGCAGAGCGUAGUUUGUUAUCCCUCUGAAGCGGACCAUAUUUCUGUCGAUGAUUUCCCGAGUUCAAUUGGUGGUGCUUCUGGAGCAGGAGGCCUCGGGGUUGGAAAGCUCCAGAGCCUCAUCGGUCUAGGACGCACUAAAGAACAAGCGGUGGAAGAAGCAUCGCAACCACCGAAGGGAGAAAAGCUGAAACUGGAGCUAAAUGCAAAAGGAGAGGUGUGCGUCGCAGCGCGUGGCUGGGCGUAUUCGGGAGGGGGCAACGGCAUUGUGCGUGUGGACGUCAGCUCCGACAACGGGAAGAAUUGGCACACUGCGACACUGAAGGACGGGUAAGUAUUUUGAAUACCCAUCACCCUUCGAGCAAAAGAGAAGUACAAGUAGACGCACACGCAGUGGCUAUUGUUAAGAUCAUUCACAGGAUGAAUUCCCAGGAUGAAUUCUUUUUAUUGAUAGGUAAUACAUAGCAUGAGUAUCACAAAAUCGAAUGAGGCGCUUCUGACCUUUCUCUCACAGCAACUGCAUAUCUUUACGGAAUUAAUAACCAGCUCGGACCAACCUGCCUAUCGCGCAUUUGCAUGGACUUUCUGGGAAAUUUUGAUUCCACUUGCAAAUAGCUCCGACGAGCUACGACGGAAGAUGGAAAAGGGAGAGCAAGUGGUUCUCUGCUGCAAGGCAGUAGAUUCCAGUUACAACGUCCAACCAGAAAAUCCGGAACCGAUCUGGAAUGCGCGAGGGUUAAACAAUACGUCUUGGCAUAGAGUGCCAAUCAGCCUCAUUUCACCGUCUUCUAAGCGACUGUGA
This is a messenger RNA of Amoebophrya sp. A25, 3495 nucleotides long. NCBI's taxonomy places the organism in Eukaryota, Dinophyceae, Syndiniales, Amoebophryaceae. The record is from the annotation of a GenBank genome assembly.